Messenger RNA from Pseudogymnoascus verrucosus, 5206 nucleotides. RefSeq lists its product as uncharacterized. The transcript is spliced from 3 exons. Gene Ontology annotation, molecular function: protein binding. NCBI's taxonomy places the organism in Eukaryota, Fungi, Ascomycota, Leotiomycetes, Thelebolales, Thelebolaceae. The record is from RefSeq and is a predicted model, not a curated record. The coding region runs from base 329 to 5053 and encodes 1574 amino acids.
CUCAAUUUGUACUAGUUAGAACAGCCCCCCAUGGAGCGACGGGCAUUUGCUCCUCCCUCGGAACUGUCAUCGUUCGCUUUUACCUAGCCGCCUUGCCAUCAAGGUCGAAAUGAAGCCGAGCACACCAUAACUUGAAGCGAAGCUUGCGCAAAUCCUCACGGCUUCACACCAGGACCGAAGGCCAAUUGCUAUUGGCUAAUAUUUGCCGCCUCUGGAAAAGGCCCUUCAUGUUGCCAGCCUUGUGAGAUUACUAGCCUUCCACGAUAGAGUGCGACAGAGACGGAGUUUCUUGUUGCGUGUCGCGUGUCGCAUAACGCGGUGCUGGGAGAUGGACAGAUUGAACGCAAUCCAAGAACCUCAGCAAUGGUCGGGGGACAGGCGGAAAACGAAUUCGAGUAUUACGCCUUCUAUCUUCGGCCGGACCUUCUCGAGAAACAGCACAAGCACCAGUGAUCUAUCUCCAGUAGUGGACAAGAAAGGCCCGCUGGGACUGAACACUCUACACGAUCCGUUAGAUGCUAUCGCAGAUUUAAUAUUUGUACACGGGCUUGGAGGAGGUUCCCAAAGUACCUGGACCGAAUCCCAAAAUGGAACUUUGGAUCCCAAUCUCUACUGGCCAGAAAGGUGGCUGCCAUAUGAAGAUGGCUUCAGCGAUGUACGGAUACAUUCUUUCGGAUAUGAUUCGAACUGGACGAAAGAAAGCACCCUAAACAUCCAUGACUUUGCGAAGUCUCUUCUUGUCGCGAUAAUGGACUGCCCUGCAAUUGUAAAGAGAAAUUCAGAUAUUCCGCUGGUUUUUGCUGCACAUAGCAUGGGCGGGCUUGUCGUUAAGAAAUCAUACAUAAUUGCGCGAGCCUCACACGAAUAUACUAUGAUUGGGAUACGCACCAAGGCAAUGUUCUUUCUUGCUACUCCUCAUCGUGGAUCUGAUUUAGCAACGACGUUCACUAAAAUUCUUAACCUAACAUCUGGAAUUCGACCAUUUGUUAUGGAUCUUCAUAGGAAUUCUCAAAUCACACAGUCAAUAAACGAUGAGUUCCCGGCAUUAUGUGAAGAGCUCCAACUAUAUUCUUUCUACGAAACCAUGCCGAUAAGCAUAGGAGGGACUAAAGUAAUUAUCGUACAACGAGACAUGGCGACUUUAGGAUAUCGUAACGAGCGCACAGCAUAUCUCAAUGCGGAUCAUCGGCACGUCGUCAAGUUUCUUAACCGGGACGAUGUCAACUACAGAACUGUCCGCAACGCUUUGGCAGCGGCAAUCCACAGUUUCAGGCAUGAGCCACUGCUAAUUGAUAGCAAAAAGGAUCUAGACGCCCUGCAAGAUCAGUUGAAUCUCUGCCUUCAAAUUUCAGAAGCUCCUGGUGAUGAAUUAAUGGCAGUCGAGUCUGUGAGAAUGCCAGGAUCAUGCGAGUGGAUUUUAAGAAAGGACGUGUUCCUAGAAUGGAGAAACUCAAUGAACCCCUGGAUCUACUGGGUCAGCGCAAAUCCAGCAACGGGGAAGUCUAUAUUAUGUGGCUUCGUUAUUAAGCAUCUUAAAGAUGCAGAUCUAAAGUGCUGUUACUAUUUUUUCUCCCAUGGGGACAAGGACAAGUCACGGAUCACAUUAUGCCUACUAUCCUUGGCGUGGCAAAUGGCUGUUGCUCAGCGAGAUAUCAUGGAGACAGUCAUUGAGAUCUGUAGCAAAGAUGGUAGUAUCGGUAAAUCGACAGAUCAUCGAACUGUUUGGAGAAAGCUAUUUGUGGAAGGGAUAUUGCGUUUGAAGAUCCAGAGGGUCUACUGGGUAUUAGAUGCCCUGGAUGAGUGCAAAGAAAAUACGGAACUUGUUGCAUACCUUCUGAAACUAACCGACAUUUGCGAUGUACGAGUUUUCAUCACCCAUCGACGUCGCUUUGAAGCCCCGAAAAAUCUUAGUGCCCUGAAAGCGAAAGUAUACGCUGAGACAAUCGGGUCAGAUGAGACGAAAAGCGACAUUGCUCUAUACUUGCAGGACAACAUUCACAAUCUGCCACAGUCAACAGACGAGGAGCGCAAAGUCAUGGUAGACACUAUUUUGGAGAAGUCCGCCGGGUGCUUUCUCUGGGUGAAUCUAGUGUUGCAGCAAUUGAGCAACGUCCAAACUGUUUCAGACACACAGCGCAUUUUAGAGGAAACACCAAGCGAUAUGGACGAUCUAUACACGAGGAUCCUAACGUCUAUGUCAGAUGAACCUCAAGGAAACGAUAUAGCGAAAGCAAUCCUACAUUGGGUUGUUUGCUCGGCAAGGCCUAUGACUAUCGAGGAACUUCAUAACGCCCUAGAGCUCGAUUUAGAUGAUAGCAUACACAGUGUUGUACGGGCAAUUGAAACGACUUGUGGUCAGCUCGUGUAUGUGGAUAUUCAGUCACGAGUACACGUCAUACACCAGACUGCGAAAGAAUAUCUGCUACGCUAUAAGGAUUCUGACUUUUCUAUCAAUCGAAAGGAUGGGCAUAAACGUCUAGCCCUAAUAUGUCUAAAAUAUCUCUCUGGUCCGGAUAUAGGGGGCGUGAAGCGCCGUCCAAGUGCUAGCGGGGCAGUUCCAACUCGAUCACCUUUCGUUGCCUACGCCAGUAAAUAUUUAUCGAACCAUAUCACAUUCAUCGACUCUACUGACGAUGAAUUCAUUGUUGCACUUGCGACUUUCUUGUCAUCCCCUAAUGUACUGCCGUGGAUAGAGUACUUAGCAUCCCACAAUGGCCUCGAUCGACUCAUUCAAACUGGAAAUUCGUUUAUAAAUAUUCUACGACGUCGCUCAAAACACAUGUCUCUUCUAGGCCAAGAUGUAGCAACCAUCAAUUCUUGGUCGUCUGACCUCAUCCGCCUAGCUACUAAGUUUGGAAGCUCCCUAACUGCUUCGCCAAGCUCAAUAUUUAAUCUUAUUCCACCUUUUUGUCCGCCUGAGAGCGCUAUAAGGCGGCAGUUCGGAAACUCACCAAGAGAUAUCUCUGUUGUUGGCCUCUCAGCUACAGCUUGGGAUGAUUGCCUAUCAACAAUCUAUUUUUCGGAUGCAAUUGUCACAGCAAUAGCAUCCUCGGACAAAUUCUUUGCGAUCGGGCUCAGUACUGGGAAAGUGGGCAUAUAUCAGGAUACAACUUGUCAGGAAGUAAAGCUUCUUGAUUGCGGCGAAGCAGUUCGAUUCAUACAAUUUUCAACCUCUUCAAGCAUCCUGGCGACUUGUGGUAUUAAGAAGCUACAGAUAUGGUCUCUCGAUUCAUGGACCCGAACGUGGAAAUUCGAUCUACGCCAAAUGUGCAUGUCUGUUAUUUUCAUAGAGGAAAACCAAAUCUUGCUUGCAGCAAUGAGAAACAACGAGCUUGUUGAAUAUGACCUCGAAACAGGAGAAUCCGCGGAACCUCUAGAGUGGACAAUCGACGAUGAAGGUCGGCCGGCGAAAACAUUUCGCCGCCCGAGUUAUGUUACCAUGAGUGGUAGCCAAUACCAGCUUGCUGGGAUUUAUCGUGGGCAGGACAUCCUUGUUUGGGAUCUCAGUGGUAGCAUGAGGUAUGAAACCUAUAACAAGGACACUGGGUUGUCAACAUCAAAUGACAGGAGACAAAAUACGACUAUGUACGCCGUGGUCUUUAACCCGGCACCAGACUCUACUCUUUUUGCUGUAAGUUAUUUCGAGGGAGACAUUGUGGUUUUUGAUACCGCCGAUGGGUGCCGAAAGGAAAGUGUACAAGCCAGUGCACAGUCACUAGCAGUCUCUCCAAAUGGGCGAACGCUAGCCAGCUUUGAUUCCUCUGGUGUGGUACAAGUCUUUGAUUUCGAGACUCUCAAGCCUUUCUUUCGUAUCCAAUCUCGAGAUUGGGGAAUCAAAGCUCUCUGCUUCAACGGCGACGGUUCUCGGCUUCUUGUUGGCCGAGGUUCCCAAUGUAAAAUAUGGAACCCAGUCGCUUUACUGCGACAAGAUGACGAGACCGACAACAGUGAUACUGUCUCUGUCUCCACUGCCAAUCAGGAGCUUCAAUAUGAUAAUUCCGGAGACGAAGUCUUGAUUACGGCCAUUUGCGAACAUGAUAGUGGUGCUGUUUUCUUGUGCGGCAAGAGCGACGGCUCUGUAUCCCUAUACAGCACGAAAGAUGGGAAGGAAAUCAAGGUUUUAUACAAGCAUCCCGACCGAGCAUCCAUUUUAUCACUCUUCGUUGACGCAACAAGUCAAAUACUUUGCAGCUCUGCUGCGUCCGGACGAAUAAUGACGCACAAAUUAAUUAGGGUGAGAAAUGAGUGGCAAGUGAGCGGCGCACAGUUUGAUUUAAAGCCUGGAUUCGCAAUUGAGCAAAUCCUGAAUAACGAAGGCCACACUCGGAUGCUGGUUUGUUCACCAGGUGUGGAUACAUUGUAUCAGAUGACAGGAGAUUUAAAUGCAAUUGUAGCCACUAGAAAGAGAGAUGACGAUGGACCGCAUCGCUGGGCAGCUCUACCGAACAAACGCGAUGUGAUCUUGAUAACGGGACAUACAGCCCACAUAUUCGACUGGGAUAAACUAUCUUGCUUAACUGGGGAUACUGGCAUUCUCCUUGAGGGAGACGGUUUAUUUGGAGCCAGCAUUGAAUCCAUCACUCCUUGCUACGACGACCUGGUCAUAGCAACAUCAUUCUCUCACUUCCUACAAGCUCACACCAAACGCUUCAAUCUACUUCUAUAUCCUACGGCCUCCUUCCAGACACCUCCUAAGUCUUCAUCAACUACAACAGCAAAACCAGUUCCAAACUCGCUCUCUCUGUCAUCGCAAGUCGAAUACCUAAUUGGCCCAUAUGGUAAACGUCUCAUCUUCCUAGAUGCAUCGGGCUGGAUCUGCUCAACAGACCAGAAAACAUUCGCUGUUACGCGUCACUUCUUCGUCCCUGCAGAUUGGUUAAGCUCGAAUUUAGAGUUGAUAAUUUGUGUUACGAAGUCUGGAGAUAUCCUAUUCGUUAGAGGAGAAGAGGUUGCCGUUAUAAAACGGGGACUGGAUACUAAUGAAACAGGAGUUUGGCCGAGAGCUGGUAGAAGGCUACCAGGGAGGCAAGGUGGAAGGUUGACUAUUAGAUAGACGUGUAGAAAUUAGUUAGUGAGAAGGUUCGGCGAGGACUUUCCUCUGAGAAUACUCGUAGCUAUGUCUCUGGUACUGUCUACCUAGAACUUAAAGGAAAAGGGAAAACCACAUUAUUCUAGCAUAAAAUCAAGACUAUCUUUCAAAACCACG